GGCCACAUUCAUGGUCAUUUUAGGGGGGGGGUCAAUAGAUGUUAAAAUCAGGAUUUUUACCUAGAAUUACUUAUUGUUGCAGUCCAUCAUCCCGAGUCACCAAAGGCAUUGCAAUAAAAUAAUCAGACGGAGGCGAGUUAACGACAGUAGUGAUGUGAAUUCUGGUUCUUUUUUAGUGAGUCAGAUCAUUUGACUCAUCUUCCCGUUAAGAGUCACCUCUUUUGGCUCUCAAACGACUCAUUACUGCCAUUUUCAUGUCUCACCAUUCACACAACAACCAGCUCUGACGCUUUUGAUGGAAAACUAAUUGUGAAAACACUUCAUCACUCUAAUUAUGUACUUGGAGCGCACUACAUAAUUAUAUUCUACAGUUCACACUAGCACUGUCUGUGAGUCUCUUAUCUAUAUGCUUAACAGCUCCAUCUAUCCAUUUUUCCAUACUGCUUAUCCUACACAGGUUCAUGGGGCAGCCUGGAGCCUAUCCCAGGGAACUCUGAGCACAAGGCGGGGACACCCUGGACGGGGUGCCAACCCAUCGCAGGACACAAUCGUUCACACGCCAUGGACAAUUUUGAACGGACAUGUCUUUGGACCGGGGGAGAAAACCGGAGUACCUGGAGGAAACCCCUAAAGGGAGAACAUGCGAACUCCACGCGCACAGGGUGGAAAUGGGAUUCGAGCCCCCAACCCUGGAGGUGCGAGGCAAACCACUAAGCCACUUUGCCUUCAUGCUUAACAGAUAAAUUUGUCAAUUAAACAUCCACAGAGGUUUAGCUUUCCUUAUUUAAAUGCUCUUCUGUGCCUUACUGGACUGGCAGUGUAUCUAAAAAUGAUGUCCACUUUCAGCACUGACAGAAUUAUAAUGUAUAAAGGCCAUUACACAAUGCCAAAAAUUAAUUUCCAUUUAAAUAUUUCUCUGAGGAUUCCUAUAAAUUCCCUUUACAGCCACAAUGCAGUGCGGUUUCCAGUAAACAUCCGUUCCUCUCUGCUUUAGAGCACACUUAAGGAGCAGUGCUGACUAGCCCAUUAAAAUCACAAUACCGCUGUACGCCUCCAUCAGUGUGUACACAGCUUUAUUCAGGACAGGAGAAGUUCACCCUUAUUAGUUACUAAUUAAAGGUCGGGAAGUCUCAGGCUGUGUUUUAUCACCAAUUGAUCUCAAGGACACACAAUAUUGUGCAUACAUAUUACUCCAUCUCACCAAUAGGUGGAAGUAUGUCUUAUGACUUCCAGAAGGACAGGGAUUUUCCCAGGUGAGAUCAGAGAUGAAAAAAUAGCAAAGUUAAUUCAUCUGAAAGCACACAGUGUGUCCUUUAUACAUGUGUGACGAUACAUGUGUCCUUACUUUUAAGGCAGGAGAAAGACUCUUAAGAAAUAAAGCUGCUGAACUGUACUUUCCAUUGUCGCUGGCGUGGUGCCAUAAAGGGUGCUUCUUUUGUACAGUAGUAUAUAUCUUUUAUAUCUAUAUAAACUGAAUUGAAUUGGACCGCUGAUGUACAUUUAGAGCUUUACUCUAAAAGCUAAUUGAAAGGUCCAACACAUUCACCUUCCCAGGUAUUUCCCUGACGGUACCACCUAGCAACCAUAACACCACAAAGAACAGAAAAUACUGUUUGUGAGUCUAGAAAAGUACAGAAAAGACUUUCCCCUGGCUCAAAGAAUAAAAGUAAGGACAAUAAAUGUUCGUUUGUUUGUGCUUAAGUGAUUGCUUUUUUUUUUUUUUUAUUCAUUUACCUACUCACUUGUUUUAUUGAUAUUUAUGUUACAUUCAUUCAUUUAGCAUUUGUUCAUGUUUGUUUAUUGCCUCAUUUAUAGAUUUAUUGACUUAUUUGUUUUUUUAUUUGUUUUGUCUGUUUAUGUAUUUGUUUAAUUUACAUAUUUUUAUUGAAUUCAUUUGAAUUGUUUAUGUAUUUAGCUGCUUGCUUAAUUUUUAUUUAUUUAUUUACUCACUCACAUAUUUUAUUUAUUUGUUCAGUUGUUUAUUAUUCCUGUAUAGAUGUACUUAUUUGAUUAUUUAUUUGUUUGUCUGUUAAUGAAUUUACUGACUUAUUUGAAAUCAAUUCAUUUUGUGCAUUUAGUGACUUGCUUGUUUAUUUGUUUGUUCAUUUCUAGAUUGACUUAUUUGUUUAUUACUCACACAUUUUAUUUAUGUCUUUGUCCGAUUGUUUAUUUAUUCAUUUGCAGAUUUCCUUACUUAUUUGUAAGAAUGAUGUUUGUUACUUAUUACUUGUUUGUCUGUUUGUUGAUGUAUUUACUUGCUUGCUGAUUUUAUUUAUGUAUUUGUUUGUUUGUUCAAUUGUUUAUUAUUCCUGUAUAGAUGUACUUAUUUCAUUAUGUAUUUGUCUGUAUAUGUAUUUACUUACUUAUUUGUAAUUAAUUCAUUUUGUUUGUUUACGUAUUUAGUUACUUGUUCGUGUUUGUUAAUUUACAGGUCUACAUAUUGGUUUAUUUAUUUUGUUUUUCUCUUUGUUUACUUACUUGCUUGUUGUUAAAUGUAGUUAGUUAAUUAGUUAAUUGGUUAGUUUUGGGGAGGCCUAUUUUAUUGGCUUAUUUUCAUGACCCAUGACGUGCUAAGGUGAAAGAACCGAGAGGUCAGGAGGAGGAGACUUCUCCUAGAGAACGUCUGCAGGCUGGUCAUAUGACCUGUAAUACUUCCUGCUGUGGGCGGGGGGUUCCGAUUGGACACAUCGUGCAGGGGGGCGGGGCAAGUUCAGGACUACAAAGGCAAACAGGUUUGACUGGUUUUGCUUUCUUGCCAAUGCACUCACAUGUUUAUAUCCACACACAUAGAGAACAAACCCAGACACAUUGUCUAGCCGUACUUGUUUAUAUUUCUUAUUCUUCACUGCAAGUGUGUAAGUUUAGGAGACAUUCCUGGAUCUGUAACCUGGGAGCCACACACACACACACACACACACACACACACACACACACACACAGGUGAGUCUGUAUAGGUGUGUUUGUGUAAUAGUAUGACCAUGUGAGUAUGUUGUUUCUUUUCUCUGUCCAGUCGUGCCUUUAAACAAAUAAGAUGAUCAGAAUUCUGUCUCAUGAGUGACAUAUUAAUUUUAACCAUUCAAAUGUAAACUUAUCAUCAAUAUUGUUUCUUGUGCUGCUGUUACAUGAUCUGAAUGUGUGUCCAACUGUCAGUGCCGUGUCUUUUACUUUUACUUUAGUAUUCACCCAGGAUCAUGUAGAAACAAGUCUUAUAAUUCCAGAGAAAUGUUUCCUGAAUUUACUAGCCUGUGCUUCUACUGUAAUCACUUUAGGACUAGAAAGAUCCUAUCUUCUGUUUAGUGGAAAGCAGGAAGAAGACCAGAGAGAGAGAGAGAGAGAAGCUGGUGGAGAGGGGGAUGGGUGCUCUAAAAGGGAGAUUAGACAGAUCACAGAGACCUGCAUUACCCCAUCUCUACUUCCUGCAGGCCUUGUUUGCCUGCAUUGAUGCAAACCAGGAACCGAGGAAAAGGGGAACCGUUUGCUGAAAAAAUGUCUGUUGAGGCUCUUGGGCUGUUGCCUCGGCGUUUAGCGAGACUGCCUGAAACCGCAGACUCUUCUUCCGGGCAGCGCAAGCCGAGUGCUGUGGAGCGCCUGGAGGCUGACAAGGCAAAGUACGUUAAGAGCCAGCAAGUGGCACUCAACAAGCAGCUGCCAAUCAUCCGAAAGCCCUUGAUGCCAUCCUGCAACAGCGGGCAGCUUCGACCAGGUGCACCACAACCAACGCGCAAAGUGGCUGCUCGCUCCACAUCUAAACCUGAGGCUCCGCCCCUUAACCUAGAACACCUGAAUAGCCUGAUUAAUGGAGUCAGUGAUGCACUUCCAUCCAGUAUUUUGCAAAGGGAAAAGCCUGGAAAACGUCAAGAUUCUGCAGCAGGCAGUGUAUCUCCGCUCCCUUCCCCGACUUUGAGUGCAGUUGGAGACAAACCAGACUUGACAAAAGACUCUUCAACACCACAAAAGAAAAUAUUAGGAGAUGGCCUUGCAGCCAAUGGGUCUUCUUCUUAUACAGUAACAGUACGGCGAGUUGAUGUGAGGCCUCACUUAAUGACACCGCAGAUGAGAAAGCCAUGCCGAGCACAGCUCCCUGGGCAGCGCGUCCACUCCCAGCUUUUGCAGCUGCUCAGGCCGUACACUCAGACUUCCCCUCCACCACAGCCUCUUCAGCCCAUCAAAAGCCGACAUGACAUAAUAAACAUCUCCAGUCCUGUGAAAUCCCCUGUAAGCCCAGUUCAGGCUUCACCGUUCUCUGCUGAACCCCUAACUCCUGCCUUACUUUCCCCUGAUAAAUCUCCAAAAGAAAAAAAUGGAGUGUCUCCCACCUCAGCCCAGGAACCCCUCCCACCUCCAUCUCCUGCUGUCACCCACAAGUCCUCAGUAAGCUCCAGGAAACGAAGGUCGCUAACGCGUUCCAAGUCUGAUGUGAGUGACCGUUUUUCCCGCGUUGGUGCAGAAGUCGAGCGUUUCUUUAACUACUGUGGCCUCGAACCAUCAGACUUUGAAGAGUUGGCGCCUGGUUCGGACAUUGCAUCCAUCUCGCGCCUGCGUAGUGCUAGUGCUCCUGCAUCAGAGUGCACAGCUGAAGGGGAGGGGGAUGAAGAAGAGGAGGAGGAGGAAGCAGCCAAAGAUGAGAGGCCCAGCUAUGGUGUUUCAGUCAUAGAAAGAAAUGCACGGGUGAUCAAGUGGCUGUUUGGAAUGCGCCAUACCAAGGACAGCACAAAAGUGGCUAACGUUUAGCUUGGACGACCAAGGUGACUCAAGGUUGUGCGUGUGCACUAAAAAGCUUGGGUUUUUAAUGCUCAAGACUUUAGGCAAUAUUUUGUGAAGUUAUUUUCACAGUCCAAUAACCCCAGUCUCUGUGACCUCUGUAAACCAGUUAAAAAGCAAAUGACGUGGACCACUAACAUCCAACCAAUCACAUCGAGGAGGCGUCUCUGCUUGCCUGUCAAUCAUGUUUGCCUGACAAACACGGACUGGAGGCUCUGUAUUUGUUUUCUUUUUAAGCUUCAGAACAGCUAGCUGCUGCUAAUUUUUGCUAAAACCACUGACUGUACCUUUAAUAUCAAGUGCCUUGUAGUUUCUAUUACAGGUUUAUAUUACGUCUGUUUAGGGUAAUGAGAAAAAGGUUCCAGAGCUACCGGGAUCAAGAUAUGUCAUGUCUGCUGCUGUGGAAGUAAUUGGAUAUGAAACAUAUUCAAUUAACUACAUAUUACUGAUUUAAAUGUAUAUGUGUGUGUUUUGGGGUUUUUUGGGGGGUUUUUUUAUGUGUAUGUAUAAUUCCCUUCAAUAUGAGAAACGAUGAUCAUGUAAUGUAUAAACACCAAAAGUAUAAAAGUAUUUGUUGCAUUCAUGUGUUCAUCUUAUCUGUGGAUUACGGAGUCCGUAUUUGUGUGCCUGCUUCUGCUCAAUAAUAUUUGCCCUCUGUUGUCAGAUCUGUAUUGCAAGUAGUUUUUCCUCUGAACUGAGUAGAUCUUCAUAUACAGAUGCACAGAUUGUCCAUGUUGACUGAUGGAUUGUCAUAAUUAAUAAAAUAAAACAAAUUGAUUGGAAAACAGUCGAUUAUUGCUGUAUAAUUAUUGUAGCUCAGUUGAUUGCUUUAAAACACAUUGAAAGUUUUCAGAGUUUUCAUUAACACUAACUGAUAUGAAAAUAGCAUGUAGUGUAAUUCAACAAGGGUCACUUUUUUUUUUUUUUUUUGCUUCCUGUGAUUAUGGUCAGGAAAAGCAGAAUAGAUAGCGUGCGUGCUAACUCUAGCUUUUGUCCGUUAAAUGGCAGGGGAACACACCCAGUCCUUUCUUUUCUCUCCGUUCUCUGGAUCAACCCUUUCAGUGUUGUACUUAAUUCAGCCUUACCAUUCUAACGUUAUUUCCAAUAAAGAAGCACAAAAUAAUGAAACACCUAAAAGAAAUGGCAUAACUUAUAUGUUCCAAUGAGAAUUCGAACAAGAGAGGGAAUGUUGCUGUUGUUGUUGUUGUUGUUGUUGUUGAAUCUUCUAGCUUUUGUAAAUCUAACCCUAUGGCAGGUCAGGGUAUUUGUUGUUGGGCAGAGUUUCAGGGAUUAGCAGGUGUGAACAGGUAAAUAGGUUCUUAAAUUUCACUCAUCCCAAGAGUUGAACUACAGAGAAACACAUAUAUAUGAUCGUGGCUCAAGUUGGAAAGUGUGAAUGCAUGUAGACUUUUCCAAAAGACGGUUAAAGGACACAAAAUUCAUCUAAUAAAGGUGGUAUUAGUAUGACCCUGGCUAAAGCUUUACAGGAUAAGCUACAAUCAUGGAAAGAAGCGAUUUCUUUCUGUACCGUGGCUGAACCAGAUGAGAAAAGCA
Molecule: messenger RNA, 6315 nt
Organism: Ictalurus furcatus (blue catfish)
Lineage: Eukaryota; Metazoa; Chordata; Actinopteri; Siluriformes; Ictaluridae
Gene: fam110a
Product: family with sequence similarity 110 member A
Exons: 2
Coding region: 3442-4731 (429 amino acids)
Source: RefSeq, a predicted model, not a curated record